Molecule: messenger RNA, 1944 nt
Organism: Stegostoma tigrinum
Lineage: Eukaryota; Metazoa; Chordata; Chondrichthyes; Orectolobiformes; Stegostomatidae
Gene: herpud1
Product: homocysteine-inducible, endoplasmic reticulum stress-inducible, ubiquitin-like domain member 1
Exons: 8
Coding region: 242-1441 (399 amino acids)
Biological process (GO): endoplasmic reticulum unfolded protein response; endoplasmic reticulum calcium ion homeostasis; ubiquitin-dependent protein catabolic process
Cellular component (GO): endoplasmic reticulum membrane
Molecular function (GO): transmembrane transporter binding
Source: RefSeq, a predicted model, not a curated record
CCCCAGUACAAUGGGAAAACAAACUCAGAAAGCAGGGGGCGAGGAGACAAGUCACAGUGAGUCUAUAAACUGCUGAGCGGGAGGGAUUAGCAGCGCUCGGUGUAACCCGCUUGUCUUGUACCAGUUCCUGCUCUACCCUUACUCAACACUCGCGGCGCUGAAGAAGCGGUUCCGAUUAUAAACCUCGCACAAAAUCCAGAGGAGCGAAAAAAAACCCCUAAACUCCAAAGAAGCAGCGGGUAUGGGGGCUCAUGUGGAAAUGGUGCCUCUGCUCAUUAAAGCGCCGAACCAAAAGUACGAAGAUCAGAAAGUCGAGGCGGAUCCAGGCUGGACGGUGAAGAAUCUGAAAUCCUAUCUGAGAGAGAACUAUCCGAGUCACCCAACUGAAUCUGAGCAACGGCUGAUUUAUUCAGGAAAGCUGCUGCCUGACCAUCUUUUACUGAGAGACGUGCUACGUAAGAAUGACCAAUACCACACCCUUCACUUGGUCUGUAACUUGAGAAGUGAAGCUGAAUCUACCCAAGCAGCAAAUAUGAAGGAAGCAGCUGCACCUACAGCCUCUGGCCAGGAAACCCUCACUGUCCCCACGUCAGUAACUGCAGACAGCCUUCGGCACAGAGGAUCCAGCUCCUUCCCUUGGUUGUAUGGUGCCUGGCCAGCAGGAGAAGAGCUCCAGAGACCAGCAGGAAUGUCUGGUCUAGCAGCGUACAAUCUGUACAGCUCUCAGCAAAUAGUUUGGCUCCAGCAGAUGUAUGCAAGACAGUACUAUAUGCAGUACCAGGCUGCAAUUGCUGCUGCCGCUGCUGCCACUGACUCUCGGCAGCAUCCGGUGGUCGCCCCGGGGACACCUCCAGUGCUACCCAACCAACCCCCUCUGGUCAACCUUCCAGCAGAUCGGGACGCCCCCCUGCCUCAACUCAACAACCCGCCGGCCAACCAAAACCUCCGGAUGAAUGCUCAGGGGGGCCCGGUGAUGGACGACGAUGAUGAGUUGAACCGCGAUUGGCUGGACUGGCUGUACUUGGGUGCCCGGGCCUGCUUUUUCCUCAGCAUUGUCUACUUCUACUCAUCUCUAAGCCGUGUGGUGCUGGUAGCCAGUGCCAUUCUGCUGAUAUACCUGCAUCGUGCUGGUUGGUUCCUAUUUGGGCAUCCAGCACCAGUACAGCCAGCACCAAAUGCUGAAGUGCCAGCAGAGGAAGCCAAUCCAAACCGUGACCUUCAAGAGAAUCUGGAUUACCAAGAGAAUGUGCAAGGAGAGAGUGGGACACCAGAUCGAGAAGUUGGAGGAGAAAAUAACUCUGGAAGCGGUGAGAUCACAGAAGCCCCUGCGGCUCCAGAGGUUGAGAUGAAUAGAACGACACUUGCAAAUAAAGCCUGGGUGUUUUUCAAAACCUUCUUUGCGUCGUUGAUCCCUGAAGGUCCUCAGGUUGUGGCGAACUAAUUCCAAUUGCACACCGAACUGCUGUGCCUUUUUGUUGAAUUUUAUUUUUCGAGGGGAGAAAAAGUGCAAUCCUAGUUCAGUGUUUCCGGGCUUUGUGCAAAAAUGAAGUCACUGUUUCUGCUGCGACUGGGUCUCUAGAUGUGAUUCCAAAUGAAGCGCAGGGUAGUACAUGAUAUAAAAUGUAAAUUUUGUAAAUUAUUAGAGGAAAGAUAUUAUUAUAUAAUGUGCAAUUUAGGUUCUAGUGUGUGAAGCUGCAAAUUGGAUCACAGAGUGACUCCACAGUAUGUGACAGCAUCUUUAUAAUCUCUUUGUAACAACAGCUGUGGCCACCGACACUUUUAUCUUUGCAAAUAUGACUUAAUAUGAAAAAUGCUUAUUCCCUUUUAGUGCAAGUUUUAUGACAAACAUUUAUUGGAAAAGUAACUUGGUUAUUAUUUUUGCAAAAGUGUAAAUUUAGACUUCACGUUGCGUAACAAGCACAAUAAAAGCAAUUUUGAUGGAAA